UGAGAUUUAGUCUUUGGCAAAUUGUGUAGUCAGAAAAUGGCUGAACAAGGCUUCUCGCGAGUCUCACACUCUAUUGACGUACAUGCACUCGAUGCGCUCGUUUAUUGUUACGCCCUGACAAAAAUAUAAAUGCUGCAUUUGAUCAAUUAAUUUAUAGUAAGUUUUAAAUACAACAUGUUAGGUUCAAAAUUGUCGCAAUUACAAAGACUUUUACGUCGCGUACCGAGUUUUUCUGGCCAGUGAGCCACUGGCUGCUCUGUUGUGCUUUCUGGGAGCGAAAAAACACCGCGAAAAUAUGAACGUGCACUAUGCCGUUCAUUCAUUUGCCAUCAAACAACACAAUUAUAGACCGCGUAAAAGUUAAUAUAGUUUACACUUUUUGAUAACAUGAACUGCUGGACCUGACGUGCACACACACUAAAUCAAACUUCUGCUUUGACAAUUACAUUUGAAGUCGAGUAACGUGCAAUUUAUUUGUUAAGUGUGCAAAAUGUUUGUUGUUAUAUGUCAUUUCUACCAUAUCUACCACAGAGCAUUCACGAUGAGUUAUUCUGAAAAGCAUGAUGAUAUUUCGAAGGAGGAAUGGAUGGAUAAGCUGAAUAAUGUGCACAUCCAGAGGGCGGAUGUGAACAGGCUCAUCAUGAAUUAUCUGGUAACGGAGGGCUUUAAAGAAGCUGCAGAGAAAUUCCGUAUGGAAUCCGGGAUUGAACCAAAUGUGGAUCUGGACUCUCUGGAUGGGAGGAUAAACAUCAGAGAGAUGGUUCUGAAAGGUCAGAUCCAGGAAGCCAUUUCACUCAUUAACAGUCUCCACCCAGAGCUCCUUGACACCAAUCGAUGCCUGUACUUUCACCUUCAGCAGCAGCAUCUGAUUGAGCUGAUCCGUCUGCGGAAGACUGAGGCAGCGCUGGAAUUUGCGCAGUCGCAGCUGGCUGAACAGGGGGAGGAGAGCAGAGAAUGUCUUACUGAGAUGGAGCGGACCUUGGCACUGCUUGCUUUUGACAACCCUGAAGAAUCGCCAUUUGGAGACCUGCUCAACAUGAUGCAGAGGCAAAAGGUGUGGAGUGAGGUGAACCAGGCUGUUCUAGAUUACGAGAACAGGGAAUCAACUCCAAAAUUAGCAAAGCUUCUGAAGCUCUUAUUGUGGGCUCAGAAUGAACUGGACCAGAAAAAAGUGAAAUACUCCAGAAUGACAGACCUCAGCAAGGGCACCAUUGAGGACUCCAAGUAGAGACUGUAUUCUACCCAUGUGGACACAUUUGUAAUUUUUUUUUCCUAUUUAUAAACAGUUAUUGUGUGGCAAAUACCUAUAUAUCUAUAUAUAAUGUAUUUUUCUUGAUGCCUCUUUUAAAAAUAACUAAAGCAACUGUAUAUGAUAUUACAGAACUAUACUGAAACCGUAAACCUACAUUUUUAUGUUGGUAGUCUGUUUUCUGAAGAACAAUAUUCAAGUGGUACUACUUUUUUGCUGCUAAUUUAAAGUGAGAUCAUCUGUGCUUACAGUGUUGAUUUUUGUCCUUUGAGUUUUUCUAUCCACUUUGUUUUUGCAUUUGUUCACACAAUAUCCUCAUGCCAAAUUUAUGCUGUUUUUUUUAUACAAAGGGGCAAUACAUGCUCUUGGUUAGACAGUAAAAACUUCAGAUUUAAUAUUGGUUAUACCCUAGAGACUGUGAUAUCAUUUGUGGCUGAAAAUGCCACAAAACAUUUCAGAAAACAUAACAAAAUUGAUUUUGAGUUUUAAAUUAUUUUUAAAAUGCUCUAUUAAUGAUGUGCCCUCUUAAAGCUUGAUAGGUUUUUAUUUAUUAAUUUGAGUAAUUCCAUCUUAAUCAAGGGUCUAACAACAUUUUGCAUUUAUUCAGAGCAGGCACAGAUGCUGGUAAUGUCACAUGAAAGAAUGUUUUAGACGUCCAUUACUUAAGUUGUUUUAAUUUAAAAUUGCUAAUGCUAUUGUUACUACAAACUUUUAAGAGUUACCUUGCCCUUGGGAUUUUGUCUCAUUUAGGUUCACGUUUUGUACAGCCUGUUUGGGAUAAAGUUGAUUUCACAAUAGACUUGUUGACUUGUUCGUUAUUCACCGACAUCUACAUUUUAUUAGGUCAAAUCUCAAGAUUCCAUAGUGAUCCUUUUGAUACACAAUAAUAACUUGAGUGUUAUUGUGGUCUUGCAUUAGCAAUUUUAUAAGAAUGACCAUAAUCAUUAGAGUCCUUGUGGUCCAUGUAUGUUGCAUUCAUUCUGGUUUUUAUUUUAUUUUAUUUAUUUAAACAAAAUAUAAUAGUGCUUUGAAUUUUGGUUUUUCAUUUCAAAAGAAAUGGGCAAAAAUGAGAAAAUGCAAUAAGUUGUUAAUUUAUUGCAAAG
This is a messenger RNA of Myxocyprinus asiaticus (Chinese sucker), 2352 nucleotides long. RefSeq names its product glucose-induced degradation protein 8-A homolog. Gene Ontology annotation, cellular component: cytoplasm; nucleus. Bases 491 to 1228 code for a protein of 245 amino acids. Gene Ontology annotation, biological process: proteasome-mediated ubiquitin-dependent protein catabolic process; positive regulation of canonical Wnt signaling pathway. The record is from RefSeq and is a predicted model, not a curated record. The transcript is spliced from 4 exons. Gene Ontology annotation, molecular function: protein binding. NCBI's taxonomy places the organism in Eukaryota, Metazoa, Chordata, Actinopteri, Cypriniformes, Catostomidae.